UUUCCUUUCUGAAAAUUGUUUGUACCCGAUAACUUAUCAAUGUUAGUGCGCGGGAAGUACUCGCUCUCGGCUAUCGAUACUUCAUGCAGUCGCUGGUACUCGUUGCAGUUGGCAUGUUUACAUAUUGUAUAGGCUCAAAAUAAUACUAGGAAAACAAUGGAAACAGUAAACGAAACAUACUCGUACAUCACCAACAUGGAGGUAAUGCAGAUUCUGUUAAAGAUCAAGAGCACCAAAAAGAAAUUUGGCAUGCGCAAUUUGGCCACAGUUACCUACGAGGCACUGCAGUACCUGGAGGAGUCGCCUUGCAAGACACAAACACGUGAGUCCAUUACCAAUUACCUGCGCGACUUGGCCACGUAUAAACUGAAGCCGCACGAGGUGCUACAAAUGGUCAACGAUCCUCCAACCAGCGCACUUCACACUCAACUGCUUAUCGAUGAUAACAAAGAGCCGCUUACGGACGAGCAAAACGAGGCCAUAAUUCAGUUGACGCACAAACACUUCCAGGCUGGCAACACGGAACAAACGGCAACCACAACAACUGCAGCACCAACAAGUACGACAACUCAGCCGGCAGCGGUAACUACAACAGACGAAACAGCUGAAACUGUGGAAACAACACCAGUAGACGAGGCAGCUGCCACACAGUGAUAACCAAUAGCUUAAUUCAUUCACUAUUUUGAUGUAAUUUGCGUAUAAAAUAAGAACAUUUUGUAAGCACAUUGAAA
This is a messenger RNA of Drosophila albomicans, 731 nucleotides long. RefSeq names its product DNA-directed RNA polymerase III subunit RPC9 (gene Polr3I). Gene Ontology annotation, cellular component: RNA polymerase III complex. The record is from RefSeq and is a predicted model, not a curated record. The transcript is spliced from 4 exons. Bases 157 to 654 code for a protein of 165 amino acids. Gene Ontology annotation, molecular function: nucleotide binding. Gene Ontology annotation, biological process: transcription initiation at RNA polymerase III promoter. NCBI's taxonomy places the organism in Eukaryota, Metazoa, Arthropoda, Insecta, Diptera, Drosophilidae.